AUGAGGUCAACCUACUCUGAGAAUCAAACUGUUGUCCUGGAAUUCAUACUCCUGGGAUUUAAAAAUAUUAAACAAGGCAAGAGCUUCCUCGCCAUCCUCUUUCUCACUGUGUAUACCAUUUGCUUCUUAGGAAACUUGCUCCUAAUCACCGCGGCUGCAUUGAAUCAUUCUCUCCAUACCCCCAUGUAUUUCUUUCUUGGCAACCUCUCUUUCCUUGAUAUAUGUUACAUCUCUGUGACUGUCCCCAAAAUGUUGGCAGAUCUCUGGGCUGAAUCUGCAGGCAUUUCCAGAAGGGGCUGUGCUACACAGUUGUAUUUCCUUGUUGCCUUAGUGGGCACUGAGGGGUUCCUUCUGGCUGCUAUGGCUCUGGAUCGCUACUUUGCUAUAUGCCGCCCACUGGUCUAUGCCAGACUCAUGACUAAAUGGACCUGCCUCCUGAUGGCUGCCAUAUCCUGGGUGUGUGGCUUCCUCAAUGCUUCUCUCCAUACCACGCUCACAUUCAGUCUGUCUUUCUGCCAAUCCAAUGAAAUUAAUCACUUUUUCUGUGAUAUCCCUCCAUUGCUGAGUAUUUCAUGUUCCGACACAACUAUUAAUGAAGUUGCCCUUCUCACCGUGGGGGUAUUUGUUGGGCUUAGCCCUUUCUUCUUCACUCUGAUCUCCUAUGUAUUCAUUCUUCAUGCCAUUUUGAGCAACCAUCAGAAAAGACAGCAUCACAAAGUCAUUUCCACCUGCGGAUCGCAUCUCACUGUUGUGAUUCUCUUCUAUGGCUCCAGCAUCUUUACAUAUGUCCGUCCUACUUCUAGCUACUCACUGGAAAAGGACCAGCUUGUAGGGGUUCUAUAUAGUAUCUUAACACCAACUCUCAACCCUGUCAUUUACAGCUUACGGAACAAGGAAGUGAAAUUAGCUAUGAGGAAGCUGAUGGGGGACAGAAUACUCUUUAGUUGA
Molecule: messenger RNA, 948 nt
Organism: Elgaria multicarinata webbii
Lineage: Eukaryota; Metazoa; Chordata; Lepidosauria; Squamata; Anguidae
Product: olfactory receptor 5V1-like
Exons: 1
Coding region: 1-948 (315 amino acids)
Biological process (GO): G protein-coupled receptor signaling pathway
Cellular component (GO): membrane
Molecular function (GO): G protein-coupled receptor activity; olfactory receptor activity; odorant binding
Source: RefSeq, a predicted model, not a curated record